Molecule: messenger RNA, 987 nt
Organism: Brassica oleracea var. oleracea
Lineage: Eukaryota; Viridiplantae; Streptophyta; Magnoliopsida; Brassicales; Brassicaceae
Product: E3 ubiquitin-protein ligase SINA-like 7
Exons: 2
Coding region: 35-916 (293 amino acids)
Molecular function (GO): zinc ion binding
Source: RefSeq, a predicted model, not a curated record
UCCUAUCCAAAAAACCUAAUCGAAACCUAUCGUCAUGGAGUGUGUCUCAAGCACAGAGGACAAACCACGCACGGGAAUACUGAAUCUUGAUGUUCUCAGUUGCCCUAUUUGCGUCGAGCCGUUCACUAUUCCUAUCUUCCAGUGUGAUAAUGGGCACUUAGCCUGCUCCUCUUGCUGCCCCAAACUGCGUAAUAAAUGCCCUUCCUGUUCUUGGCCUGUUGGCCACAGUCGCUGCAGAGCAAUGGAGACUGUUCUUGAGUCGAUCUCUAUCCCAUGCCAAAACGCCGGGUUUGGAUGCACGACAAAAUUGAUUUAUGGGGAAGAAUCAACUCAUGAAAAGACAUGCACUUUCUCUCCAUGCUCCUGCCCUGUAAAAGAUUGCAAUUACACUGGCUCAUGCAAGGAUGUCUACGUUCACUAUAAAAACCUUAUCCACCCGAAUCCCCAAUCAACAUCACAGCGCUAUAGGGUCCGUUGUGGCGAAUCCUUUAGUGUCAAGAUGAAUAUCAGUGAUAACUUAGUAAUCGGUACGUUGUAUAAGGAGAGGCUAUUGUUUACAGUGCAGAGUUUCAGGAAGUCUUAUGGUGUGUAUGUUAUUGUAAGCUGCAUUGCACCAUCUUCUCCAAAAGUAGGAAAGUUCUCAUAUUGUAUAACUUAUACAAUUGAUGGACACAGUAUAACUUACAAAUCACCAGAGUUGAAGAAGAUUCAGAGAGUGAGCUUUCAUACACCUCAAGAGAAUUAUAUGUUGAUUGCUAACAGUUCACUGCAUGGUGAAUCGUUGGAGAUGAGGAUUUGCAUCAAGAAAGAAAAACGAGAUAAAACAAACGAUAUAAAAGGUCCUCAUCAGUGUGUUCAAAAAAAAAAAUUGUUCAAAAAAAAAAAGGUCCUCAUCAGAAGCGAAGAGCGUUCUUGAAGUGAGCUCUUAAAUCUCUAAGUCUGAACAGAGUUUCAUGUUUGUUCCUAACAAUUUUUUUGUUUGGUAAA